This is a messenger RNA of Rubroshorea leprosula, 3573 nucleotides long. The record is from the annotation of a GenBank genome assembly. Lineage: Eukaryota; Viridiplantae; Streptophyta; Magnoliopsida; Malvales; Dipterocarpaceae.
GAAGGUGAGUGCUGCAAUUAAAUGAAUAUAUUUUCAUAUAAUGUUAGAGGAUUGAGGGGUGCGGGGAAGAAGAGAAUGGUUAGAGAUUUAGUAAUUGGAGAAGGUGUGGACUUCCUAGCUAUCCAGGAAACUAAGAAGGGUGGAAUAGAUAGGAAAUUAUGUAGAUUGUUGUGGGGAUCUGAGGAGUUCGACUGGGUGGCUAAGGAUUCCGCAGGACUGUUGGGAGGUAUGGUCUGUGUAUGGAAUUCUAAAACACUCAGAUUGGUGAAAGUUUGGGAGGGUGAGAACUUCAUUGGGAUUCAAGGGAGGUGGGUAGCAGAGGAUGUUUGUGUUAAUAUCAUCAAUAUUUACUCUCCAUGUCAAUUAGCGGGAAAGAGAAGCUUAUGGGGGGAAUUGAAAGAUUUAGUUCUGCAGACAAGAGGGCUAUGGUGUCUUGUGGGUGAUUUUAACACGGUAAAAAAUGUAGAGGAGAAAGUUGGAAGCCAAGCAGUAACUACUGAGAUGAGGGACUUCAAUAAUUUCAUUAUGGAAGCAGAACUGAUAGAUAUACCAUUAGUGGGCAGAAAAUUCACAUGGUAUCAACCGUGUGGCAAAUUGAUGAGCAGAAUAAACAGGUUCCUAUUGUCCGAAGAGUGGUUGAAUAAGUGGGGUGAGGCAACUCAGUGGGGUCUAACCAGAACUGUAUCUGACCACUGCCCAAUCCUUCUUAGACAUAAGAAAGUAAAUUGGGGACCUAAGCCAUUCAGAUUCUUUGAUACCUGGCUAGAGCAAGAAGGGUGUCAAGAGGUGAUAAGAGAAGCAUGGAGAGGGAAAAAAAUUAAUGGGUGGGCCGAAUUUCGCCUCAAAGAGAAACUCAAAAUCACCAAAAAGGCGUUGAAGGCAUGGAGCAGAAAUUUUGUCCUAGAAAUAGAAAGAAGAAUAAGAGAAGCUACGGCAGAGAUCUUGCAGCUAGAUGUGAAAGGAGAGACGACUCAGCUAUCUGAGGAAGAGAUUGAGACAAGAAGACAUGCAUUCUUGUCUUUGUGGGAUAGCAUCAGACACAAAGAGAGUAUGCUGCAACAAAAAUCCAGGAAAGUAUGGCUAGCGAAGGGUGACGCAAACACGAAAUUUUUCCACAAUUGUGAUAUAUUCACGGAGGAGAAGUGGAUGAGGCCAUCUAUAGAAGGAACAGAAUUCAAAAAAAUCUCCUCGACAGAUAAUGUCUUUCUCACUGCACCUUUCUCCGAAGAAGAGAUAAAGUCAGUUGUUUGGGAUUGCGAAAGCUCAAAAGCACCGGGUCCGAAUGGCUUCAAUUUUAAAUUCAUCAAGAGCGAAUGGGAGACAAUCAAAGGGGAUGUGAUUGAAUUUCUUCAUGAAUUUCAGAAGAAUGGCAAGUUGGUGAAGGGUCUAAAUACGUCAUUCAUAGUUCUUGUGCCAAAAGUAGAAAACCCACAAAAAAUUGAAGAGUAUAGACCAAUCUCGCUGAUCGGGGGUAUAUACAAAAUCCUUGCAAAAUUGCUUGCUAACAGACUCAAGAAGGUGCUGGUUGGAAUAGUCGGUGAACAACAAAUGGCAUUUUUAAACGGUCGGCAACUAAUGGACGGGGUUGUAAUAGCAAAUGAGGUCAUUGAUGAAGUAAAAAAGAAGAAGAAGGAAGCGUUUUUAUUGAAGAUUGAUUUUGAGAAAGCAUAUGACAAAGUGAGCUGGAGUUUUCUUGAUUUUAUGCUGCAAAGAAUGGGUUUCUCAAAUAUGUGGAGAAAAUGGAUUAUGGAGUGCCUAAGCUCAAGUAUGGUGUCGGUUUUGGUCAAUGGCAGCCCGACCAGACAAUUCUCUAUAACCAGAGGUCUUCGUCAAGGGGACCCAUUAUCCCUAUUCUUAUUUCUGAUUAUUGCAGAAGGGAUUAAUGGGCUGGUUGUGAAAGCAGUGGAGAAAGGCUUUCUUGAAGGUGUAGAAGUGGGAAAUAAAGGCUUCAAGGUCACACAUCUCCAAUACGCAAAUGACACAUUGCUGUUCGGCAAAGCUAUUGAUGAAAAUGUAUGGGCUUUGAAGAGCAUCUUGAGAUCAUUCGAACUGGUAUCGGGACUGAAGAUAAAUUUCAACAAAAGUCAGCUUAUUGGCAUCGGAGCAAAGGAAGAGUGGUUAGAAAAAAUGGCAUGGGUUUUGUGCUGCAAAAAAGGGUGCUUGCCUUUUAAGUAUCUGGGGAUACCAAUUGGGGGGAGGUGUGGUAAGCUCUCAUUCUGGAAACCAGUUCUGGAGGGUGUGACCAACAAACUAUCCUCAUGGAAAGGGAGAUAUUUAUCUCUAGGAGGAAGGAUUACUCUCAUAAACUCAGUGUUGUCUAGUCUACCCGUGUUCUGGAUGUCCGUGUACAUGAUCCCAAAAGGCACAAUUCUCUUUAUUGAUAAAAUCAGUAGGAGAUUUUUGUGGGGAGGUGUGGAGGGAGGAAAGAAAAUAAAUUGGGUUAGAUGGGACAAGGUAUGUAGGGACAAAGAUCAAGGGGGUUUAGGUGUGAAGGAUUUAAGGAAGUUUAAUUUAGCAUUGCUUGGGAGGUGGUGGGGGAGAUUGGUUAACGAGGAAGAUGGGCUUUGGAAGAAAGUUAUUUUGCAGAAAUAUGGUAGGGACGGGGAACCAAGUUAUAAUUGGUUAAGGGAUAGUAGCGGUUUUGGGUCAAGAUGGUGGAGGGAUAUAUGUAGGUUGAAUGUCAUAGAUCAGGAGCAUGAGGGUUGGUUAGCAAAGGGGCUGAAUAUUAAAAUAGGAGAAGGGGAUAGUGUGAAAUUCUGGUGGGACGAUUGGGGUGGGAGAGGUAUAUUGGCUAACAAAUACCCAAGAUUGUACUUAAUCUCUGCAGGUAAAGACAAUAUGGUUUCACAGAUGGGACGAUGGUCCAAUGGCAGCUGGAUAUGGGAACUGCAAUGGCGGAGAAGGUUAUUUAGCUGGGAAGCCCAAGAAGAAGCAGAGAUCAUGAAGGAAAUUCAGGAAACAACUAUCAGGAUAGGAAAAACUGAUGUUUGGGAGUGGGUUCAUAGUAACAAUGGGGUUUACACAACAAAAUCUGCUUACAAGGCUCUUAAAAUGGAGGUCGAGCAAGAACAACAAGGAGUUAACCUCCAAAAAGUAUGGAACGCAAUGGUGCCAAGUAAGGUUUCUGCAUUUUCAUGGCAACUUCUUCAGGAUAAAAUCCCCACAAAGGCAAAUCUCUUCAAAAGAGGUGGUGGGGAAUUAGUACUGUGCUGGACAGAGAAGGGAGUAAAGAAUGAUAGCAUUUUUAAAGGAAAAGAAGCUGACAAGAGCAGGCUGCUUGAACUGGUUCAGCUAAGAUCCUUCAGCUGGAUAAAAAGCAGGAAGAAAUGCUGUCUAUUUUCAUGGCCUGAUUGGGUGCAGGACCCGGUGUCCUGCUUAAAAGACGCUGCUGCAAGGAAAAGGAAAAUCAGAGAGGUAAUAACAGGGUGAGCAAUGGACUCCUUGGGAAGUGGAACUCGUUUAUAUCGAUGGGCAUAUGCUUUUUGGGGGAAUUUGUUGCUGGCUAAGCACAUUCCCCUCUGUAAAAGGUUUGGAGUACACCCAGUACUCCUAUAAUGAAAAUUAUAUUUGCUU